Molecule: messenger RNA, 624 nt
Organism: Plasmopara halstedii
Lineage: Eukaryota; Oomycota; Peronosporomycetes; Peronosporales; Peronosporaceae
Exons: 1
Coding region: 1-624 (207 amino acids)
Source: RefSeq, a predicted model, not a curated record
AUGAGCACAGCGCAGAAUGAGAUCCGACGGUUAAUGAAGAAGGCCAAGCAACAUCCUGGUAUCACUAAACCUGACAAUAAGACAUUGAUUGUUGAUUCAAAGGAUGUUGUGAUUCAGAACAACAAUUUGACCAUGAGUCGAGUAGAGAAAGCAAUUCCUGUGGGCUUCUAUGACGACGCGGUGGCCGACGCUAAAGCUCGUAAAGUAGAUGUGAUCGGAUUAGCAGAACAGCAACUCGAGUCUGAGUGGGAAGCAUUUCAAGAAUUUGCGGCCAAGGUGGAACAGCAAGAAGCCGACGAGGAGAAGCAGCAACUGGAGGAGACUAAAGAACGCGAGGCUGUAGAGCAGCUCGAGAACAUGGAAUAUGUGGACAGAUACCGCUUAGCGUUAGAGCGUGUGAGUAGCCUCCGUAAAGGAGGCACAAAAUUAAAGACAACGAAACGGGAGCUAGAAAUUAUGUCUGAAGAUGCAGGUAGACAAGCUGGCGAUGUAGAGAGCGAUUUUGAUGCUGAAGUAGUGCGAAGUGAGUACAAGAGAAACAAGAGGAUGAGAAAGCAGCUUUUGAAGAACGAAAAAUCUGCUGAUGCAGUUGAUCCUUGCGAUUGGCGUUCUCGCGGCAUCUGA